Molecule: messenger RNA, 3287 nt
Organism: Salvelinus sp. IW2-2015
Lineage: Eukaryota; Metazoa; Chordata; Actinopteri; Salmoniformes; Salmonidae
Product: carbohydrate sulfotransferase 15
Biological process (GO): hexose biosynthetic process
Molecular function (GO): N-acetylgalactosamine 4-sulfate 6-O-sulfotransferase activity
Source: RefSeq, a predicted model, not a curated record
AUCCCAUUUAGCUCAGUGCUUGAUAGUCACUAAACGUCCGCGCUAUACGACCAGUGUUUGAUAGAGUGCCAUUCAAAAGAACGCAGUUGUGAAUUCAUAAUAAUGUGCUUGUGUAAACUCGUAUACCUUACCUUAUUGAGACAAAACUGAGUUAAUUUUUUAUUACUAGAAUGGAUAUGGAAUGUUCAUGAAGAGCGCGCAAAGAAGUCGCGUUGAUUGAUUCAUCGGAUCUUGAACAAAUCAAGCCUACAAUUCGGAUAUUUGAUGCUGGCUCUGGCAGACAAUAACUUUCCAUGGGUUUUACAGAGAGAGGACAGGAGACCCUCUCCAUCAGCAACACCAAGAUCAAGACCAGGAGAAGAACACAUUCAGCUGAGACCUUCAGGGGAGCGUUAUCCGACAAGAACUCACACUCUCUCUGCUAUGAGCUGCCUGUGAGGUUGUCAUGAGUAAUUGGGCUGAAGUCACCCUUGCUAGUGGAGGAAGAAGAAUUCAUCUGAGAUGUCUCAUGUUCGAUCGCCCCUAACUGAACCCUCAUCCUGGAAUAAUACUUAGCACCUGGUCAGGAAACAGCUGUGAGCUGUCUAUAACAAAGUCCAGGGCCCCUCAAAACACUACAUCAUUGAAGGGGAAAAACGAAUCACAGAUUAAUUGAGAAUUGUCGUGUCCAAAAGUUUCCUCUGUUUUAAGCACCAUAUGUGGUGUAACAGUACCUGGUGUGCCUACAGCAACAUUUGGAGCAGUCAUGAUGGAUGAACCCUCCACUGCUCCUCCACACACCUCCAUCCCACAAUAGAUGUGCCUUGACGGCAGAUGUGCCUCGAAGUCCCUCCCCUCUGACAUCCCUAUCCCCCUCCACACAGCCCUGUUCCAUCCGGUCUACAGCAUGUCUCUCACAGACUACAAACAUGGUGCCAUUCCUCAAAUGGACUACACAUAUGGCCCACCCUGCCCUAUGUAAGUUGAGAACUACAGGAAGAGACGCACAAUGCCCUGUUUGGACGAUGGGGAUAACAGCCGCAGAGGCCUGCCCAGUGUCCUAGAGUUGAGGCGGGUUCCUCUAUGGUCAUUGGGGCCCCUGAGGAGUGUCAGAAAGGUCAAGGUUAUCAGCUUCCUGCUAGGAUUGACGUUGACCUUCCUCAUCAUGGCUUCUUACAUCUUAACCUGGGAUAAAAAGGGUCUGAUGCUGACCCUGUCACCGUUCCACCUCAGGACUGUAGUCAACCCAAGCAGCACCCUCUCCCAUAACCUGUCUUCUACCAAGGACUACGCCAACAUUAAGCUCCUGGUGAAGUGCAUUACAUCUAAGCUCGAGUUCAGCCCAAGGAAGCUGCCUCUUCUGAAGGACGUUAUCAAGACGGACUCUCAUUUGUUUUCCGUUAUUCCUCGUCAGUUCCUACCCAAUAUCAAGAGUCCAUGCUGGUAUGAGGAGCUCUCUGGGAAAACCAAAGUGGAUCCUUACAGUAAAAACUUGUAUGCAGUUCGCUCUAAGAGUUUCCGGACUGUCUGUGACUACCUAAGGAAACAUUUCCAGGAACACUUGUACCACAGUGACGACAACAAGCAAUACCGCCUGCGCUGUCUGCCAUAUUUCUACAUCAUUGGCCAGCCCAAAUGUGGUACAACAGACCUGUUUCACCGAUUGCUGCUACACCCGGAGGUCAAGUUCACCACCAUGAAAGAGCCCCACUGGUGGACAAGGAAAAGGUUUGGUAUCAUCCAUCUUAAAGAUGGCCUCCUAGAACGCUUCCCUGUGGAGGAUUACCUGGACCUGUUUGAACUGGCUGCCUACCACAUCCAGGAGGGAAUACUGGGGAAUACCUCUGGAGACCACAGCCAGCGACACAUUAUUACAGGUGAAGCAAGCGCAUCCACAAUGUGGGACAACCAAGCCUGGAGCUAUCUCUAUAACUACCGGGCAGAUGGGGAGCCUCCUUUCCUGGCCCAGGACUUCAUCCACGCAGUUCAGCCCAAUGCUAAAAUCAUUGUCAUGCUCAGAGACCCAGUAGAGAGGUUAUAUUCAGACUACCUGUACUUCAACAUGGCUAACAAGUCUGUGGAGGACUUUGACCUGAGGGUCUCAGAAUCCCUACAGCUGUUUGAGGCUUGUUUAGCAGAAAACUCUGUGCGUUCCUGUGUCUACAACACUAGCCUCUCCAAUGCCAUGACGGCUAUCCGUCUCUGUCAGAGUCGAGAAGAACAGGCACAAUGGAUAAUGGUCAGACUGAACCUAGGACUGUAUAUUGUCUUCCUGCUGGACUGGUUGACUGUCUUCCAAAGAGAUCAGAUCCUAGUUCUGCAGUUAGAAGAUUACGCUGCCAAUCUGAGACUCACCAUACAUAAAGUCUUUGACUUCCUAAAUGGCCUUUAUCUGAGCAGACGGAGGCAGCUCUCACCAAGAGACCCAUGUCCAACACACGGAGAGCAGCAGACAGGAGCCUGGGCCCCAUGCUGCCCAGCACCAGGGACCUCCUCAGGGAGUUCCACCAGCCAUUCAACCACAAACUGGCCAUAAUCCUGAACAACAAGGCCUUCCACUGGACAGAGACAUAAGGAAUGGCUUCAUCUCAGAUGGAUACAGACCUGAGGAAUAAGUACUGUACUAAAUCCCCCAUGGUCAUUUGAGUCCUAUGAGAUGAACUAUCAAGUGGGAUAAGCCAUGGACAUGAAUUAAGUCACAAUGGGAGAACAUUUAGUCAGUAAAAUGUCUGAGGUGCUCUGAAGACCUGAACAAUGCAUCUGUCUAGUGCUUGAAGUUUUUCCUUUUGUUUGCCUUUCGUGAUGAUGCAUUGACGGCGGUGCCCUUAUACUGUAUGUUGGAGAAUAGUUUGCUUUUUGUAGGAGAGACUCCUGGAAAAUGACUGGGGUAGAGCCUGGUGGACUACUCCCUCUAGUGGGAAAGCUUUGACACGACAAAUAUUGAGAGUAAAAAGAGAGCCUUCACAUGCUAAUGAUUGAUCAUUUUAAAAUACUGUUUGCCACUGGGUAUUUCACUCUCAAUCAUUGUGAAACCAUUAUGUAAAAAACAAUAUGGGAGCAAACAGCACAAUGGAUUUUAUCAUGAUGUUGCCUUCAAUUUUCUUUAAAAACAAACAUGAAACACCCUGUCUUCAAUGCCAUACACUGUUCUUUUUAACUACAUUCUAUUAAGUAAACGGCAAGGAAGUGACCACGUGGUCAUAACCUGCUUUUUUUAAUGUGAAAUAUUUCGAUGCUGUUCUACACUGGCCUAGACACACAAUCGACACAUCCUCACACCAGAGGGCAACAGAACCACAGAGACACAC